This is a messenger RNA of Hemicordylus capensis (graceful crag lizard), 1279 nucleotides long. RefSeq names its product T cell leukemia translocation altered (gene TCTA). The record is from RefSeq and is a predicted model, not a curated record. The coding region runs from base 152 to 478 and encodes 108 amino acids. The transcript has 3 exons. NCBI's taxonomy places the organism in Eukaryota, Metazoa, Chordata, Lepidosauria, Squamata, Cordylidae.
GGGGCGGGGCUUGUGCUCCCCUUGGGCGCAUGCGCAAUGCGGCGCCGGUGACAGCUUUCGGAAGGUUUGUGGCGCAGCGCGUCUCUUUCGCCCAGAGCCGCGGCGGCUUUGCGAUCCCCAGCAGUGCGCGGGCGGGCGCCAGGGGGUGCUGAUGGCGGCUGAGGGGGCGGAGGCUGGCUCCGCGGAGUGGGAGGCCCCGACGCGGGCGCUGCGAGCCCUCACCUGGCUCGGGCAGGAGUUCAUGUCGGACUGGGAGGCCCAGGACUUGCGGGCCGCCCUCUUCCAGCUGCUCUUGCUCUGGCUGCUGGUGAGCCUGCUCGGCAUCCAGGUAGCCUGGCGGGUCUACGGGAACACCGUCACGGGCCUCUACUACCGGCAAGGCCCUGGAGGACAGAACGGGGGGACACCAGAUGGAUCUUCACACUUCCCAACGUGGGAGAGCUCAAGCAAUGAGACAAUGAAAACACAUCGGGAGUGAUGGCAGAGGUGACAACCGGACUCCUGGAGCUCCAGAAGCAUAAAGGAUGCUGAUGCCUGCCUGCCUGCCCGCCCAGAGGCCUUGCUUUCAGUGCUGAGAAAACUGCAGCCAGUUGCUCUCUCACCCAUCCUGUGGCCUGGCUGCUGGCCAACUUUGGUGCUGUGAGGACUACUCACCUGUGACUGCUUCUCUCCAUUCAGUUACCAAAUACUGUGUCUCAGGGUUGCUCUGCUCAGGUUAGGGAAGCUAACCUCCUCCCCAUCUCCUCAUUGAGUUGUCUGCAUUAUUCUUCCUCUUGCUGGGCCACAAAUCCUUUGGCAGACUGGCCUUGGGCCUGCCUCUAUUCCAUGUCAUAUUAAGCCAGUGGUUUGCCUGGACCCCUUCUUCUUUCAGCAGUGGUGCUCGAAGUUUCCUUUGCCUUGAGCCAGCCUCAGCUCAGAAAGGAAGCAUACCCCAGAGCUGAGGAAAAGUACACUGAUUGGAGGAAAGAUUUUCCCAGCUUCCAGUUUAGUUUAACAAUAAACAAAUCUAUUAUGUCAUUGGUGCUGCUAGUCCACACCGUUCAAAACCUUGCUGGUUCCCUGCCCAGUUGACCUUUGUAGUGUGUGCCAAUGGCAGUAUCUCUGAGCUCACGAUCGCUCCUAGUUGCUGGUGCUCAUGCCCUAGAGGAGUAAGGUAGAGCUCGCUGUGUGUGGUACUAGUGGUGUUAAUGUGAUAUUGAGCAUCCCUCCAUUCUGCCAGAUGCUGCCCUCUGUGUAUAAUGUAUGGAUUAUAAAGAAGUGAUGAACAAAGCAAAUGUAA